Messenger RNA from Colletotrichum phormii, 1420 nucleotides. RefSeq lists its product as uncharacterized. Lineage: Eukaryota; Fungi; Ascomycota; Sordariomycetes; Glomerellales; Glomerellaceae. The record is from RefSeq and is a predicted model, not a curated record. The transcript is spliced from 2 exons. The coding region runs from base 274 to 1116 and encodes 280 amino acids.
GUUACUGUAACCACCUUCACCGCCUUUGCGGAAAUAUACCAAAAUUUUGAGCCAAUCACAACGGCAAACGUGCAUGCCGCUGUAAGGUGCAUGCCUCUGUAUCAAUUCUGCAUGCCUCUAUAUCAAUUCCCAUUUCAAAUAUGUAGUAAUCAUCCCCCAGGUGUGCUUGGCUCAGUCUACUCACUCUUCUUUUAGUUCCUUCUACCUUCAUCCCGCACUCUCCUAUCUGUCUCCUGAGCCUAAUGAGCGUCGGAGACAAGCCCACUUCUCACGAUGCGGAUCGCCUCUGUUCUUCUUUAUAGCCUCCUCUAUUGGAAAUGCACCGGAUCGACCGUCUUCCGCCGACCACCAGGCGCCGGUCCCACUGGAGACUUCCGGGACAACCCCCAGUAUGCACUGGGCGAAAUGGUAGACCUCCAAUGGGGCACUGAUGACUCGCCCAUUGACUUGUUCAUCAUCCAAGCGUCCCCUGAGAGAGACCCAGUUGCCACCUUAUUCUUGGACGAACAUAGGCCGCAAGGCUGGACGUGGCGCGUCAGCUUCAAUGGCUUUCCUGACUGGCACGACCCGAAUCUGAGCAACGCGUACUACCUACGCAUCCUGCCCGCCGGACAGACCGAUCCGGGCACCACGUGCCACUAUUUCAACAUUACCGGCAGCGCUGCGUCGUCGCCCUCAUCAUCGCUGUCGCCUUCGUCCUCGACAUUGUCGUCCGUUUCGUCCCCGACGAGAGCAUCCAGCGCAACGAGCACGCCAAAGCCGGGCGGUGAUGAGCUAUCAGGAGGCGCGGUGGCUGGUAUUGCGAUCGGAGCGACGGCCGGGACCCUCGUUGUAGUGGGGAUAGCGGGAUUCCUGUUCUGGAGGCGGUGGAAGAAUAACAAGAAGGGAAGAGGCGAAGAAGCAGCCGCAGCUACUACCGCGAGCGAUACAAACGAGAUAAAUCUCUACAAGAGAGACACAUCCGUACCGUCGCGGGAGUUAUAUGGCGAGAGUGCUCGACCCUUCGAAGCGGAGGGUUCGGAACCGAGCGACAUGAGGUUUGAGAUGUCGGGCGACUCGGUCACACGGAGUGAAAGCGUGGGGUUUCAUCAGGCAGCUGGACGUGGUCGCUAUUGAUGCCUAGAUAGAUUCUGAGACAUAAUGGUAAAGUCUGCCGCCUUUCGGUGUGAGGGACAACGUUGUUGACGUGAAGGACAGACAUAUGGACAUCAUCUGUUUUGGAUUGACCACCACGAGCCUAGGAAUUUGAAGAGGUCUACGAAGUUUGAGUAGAGUCCUUCCUACCUGGUGAUGAGGAAAGGAAGCGAACGUUAGAUAAUCAUAUGACAAGCGACACUAGUGACAGGCGUUUUCUUGAAUUUGAUAUCCGGAGCGUAAGGCAGACUUUUCGAGACAGAAAUGCAAUGUCUCUGAGCUUCAC